This is a messenger RNA of Stegostoma tigrinum, 711 nucleotides long. RefSeq lists its product as uncharacterized. Lineage: Eukaryota; Metazoa; Chordata; Chondrichthyes; Orectolobiformes; Stegostomatidae. Bases 205 to 606 code for a protein of 133 amino acids. The transcript has 6 exons. The record is from RefSeq and is a predicted model, not a curated record.
CAGAAAUGAUCUAUAUUGCAUGAAAGGAACAUAAUUGCUGAUUUCUCUACCAACUUGUAUCGAUAUUGCCAAACAAAAGUAACAUUACAUUCCACAGAAGAUAAGCAGCAUCGGGAGCAGUGAGAGUGAGGACCAGGGGCCUCCGGGAAGAACAAGAUUUCAAAUCUAAAUGGAAGCGAAGAAAUGAGAAAAAGGCUGGGCUAAAUGUCUGAUGUGAUAUUACUCCCGUAUUUUCAUGGAAAGAUCAGCAAAAAGGCCUGUGAAGCUUUAUUUGCAGCAGAGGGGAAAGAUGGAAAUUAUUUACUCCGAGAGAGUGAGACCAUCCCUAAUGCUUUGUGCCUCAGUGUCUACUUUCAAAAAACUGUAUAUACGUAUAGAAUUUUUAAAAAUCAUCAAGGACGUUUUUUGGUUCAGGCUGGACAUGGAGUUAAAGAAAAGUUCUUCAAAAGCCUGCCUGAUUUAAUUGCUUACUUUAAAAAACCUGACAAAGGUCUAGUGAUUCAGUUAAAUUGUCCUCUGGAAAAUAACAAAACUAAACAGGAAGAUGAAGACAAUGGAUAUGAAGAAGUUAAUGAUGCUGACUAUGUUGAAGUACUUGGCGAAUGAAAAUGUUCAAAAUUGUUGAACGGAAGAACAAUUUUCUUUCUUCUUAAAGUAAUAUAAUUGUUGCAAAGUUGGGUAGAGCACUUGUGGAUUGAGAGGCAGGAAUUU